GCUCCUCCCUCUAGCAAUCAUCAAAAGAUUUGCUCACAUCAACAUCAGUCGACAGCUUCAGAGAACAUUCACAAGCGGAGGGCGAGAUAUAUAGAGUCCUUCAUCUACAGAAUAGUAGGCACGCAACUGAGUUCAGCUGAAGACUGACCAUGCUUCGCUUUGUAGCCACGGUGCUGUUGUUCAGUGCGGUGACCUGUCAGGACGACCUGGUCCUGAGGCUGACUAACCAACUCAAUGAUCUGAGGGCUCAGCUUGAUGCAAUCAAAGAACGAUGUUCAGACCUCGAUCCUUUAGGAGGGAUGGUAGAGGAAGAUGGCUAUUUUCUGGCCUUCAAGCUAUUCGCUGGGAACGGCAGGGACGCGUUCGGAAGUUAUGGUAGUUUAGAUGAGAACAACGACGUCGUCUUCCAGCGUUACGUCACGCCCUCGUCCUGUCGCCACACCGGAGCCUGCGGCCACAACUUCCGCGGAGACUUCCUGUUCUACUGGGACGAACUUCUCGUAGAUACUGUGAAGGUGAAUAUACACAAGAAUGGUGAGGUUGUGCACUACGCUGUGUUUAACGGAACUGGCUCGACCUACCUGAAUUGGUUCAACCAGACCAAACUUUUGGAAUCGUCUUGGCUAGACUUGAAAACAUCCUCAACGAAUUUCUUUUCUAUUUAUGGAAAUUCCAAACUGAGAAGACAGUUUUACAUCAGCUCUAACAGCACUGACUGUGGAAGUGAUGCCGGGUGGCUUGUCAUCAAAAACUCGAAGGAAAAAUGUUCCUGGGGCAAGCUGCCAAAAACUGCCAAAUACCCGGUCAUUUUCUAUGCCAAUCCCAACCACGCAGUCAAGUUUAGUUCUGGCGACCUCGGCCAGGCAGACUCCAUCAGCAUCUGGGUGAAGCUGCAAGGUGGUGUCAAGCCGAGACUGCCAUGCAUUGAAUGACCCUCCCUGGGACAGUACAAUGAGGAGAGAGCUGAUAAAUUGCUCCUCCACCAACACACAUGCAUGAAAACCUUAAACACUUUGCUGAAAUGUCGACUAGGAAAAUUUGAAGACUACAACAGUUAAUAAAUAAAGACACUUCAAAGCAA
Messenger RNA from Pomacea canaliculata, 1081 nucleotides. RefSeq lists its product as uncharacterized. Bases 150 to 932 code for a protein of 260 amino acids. The transcript is spliced from 6 exons. The record is from RefSeq and is a predicted model, not a curated record. NCBI's taxonomy places the organism in Eukaryota, Metazoa, Mollusca, Gastropoda, Architaenioglossa, Ampullariidae.